AUGACCAUAGAAGAAAUUCAACGAAAUGAAUUGGAUUCUGUCGAAGAAAUAAGAGAAUUCAAAACUAAGCUUCAAAUACAGUUUGAAUAUGUAGAAGAACCUUUUUCUGAAACUCGCAGUGUCCAUUUAAAAGCCAUUACUAAAGACUCAAUAGAAGAACAAAUGGAGGACUUCCGAGAAAAAUACAGCGUUAACAUUGAGAAGUUAACAGAUAAAUUGAAAAGGUGCACGCCAACACAAGCUGUGUCAUCUACUAUGAAACUACAGGAGAUUAAGAUUCCGAUAUUUUAUGGCGAGAUGAAUCAAUGGUCAUCAUUUAGCGAUCUUUUCCAAGGUUUGGUGCAUAAUUCGAAGCAUUUUACUGAAGUAGAAAAGAUGUUCCGGCUGAAGUCGUCAUUAGGAGGAGAAGCUGGAAGAUUAAUUCAGCAUUUACCGGUAACUGAAUACAACAAUGAAGCCGCUUGGCAAAUCCUCCAGGAAAGAUAUGAAAACAAAAGGCUGCAAUUCACAACACAAGUGGACAGACUUUUUGAUCAACAGCAAAUGGGGAAAGUGCGGCAAGCAUGA
Anastrepha obliqua is the source of this 567-nucleotide messenger RNA. RefSeq lists its product as uncharacterized. Lineage: Eukaryota; Metazoa; Arthropoda; Insecta; Diptera; Tephritidae. The transcript has a single exon. The record is from RefSeq and is a predicted model, not a curated record. Bases 1 to 567 code for a protein of 188 amino acids.